This is a messenger RNA of Cervus elaphus (red deer), 976 nucleotides long. It is a transcript of the gene H1-4, whose product is annotated as H1.4 linker histone, cluster member. The transcript has a single exon. Gene Ontology annotation, molecular function: structural constituent of chromatin; DNA binding. Gene Ontology annotation, cellular component: nucleosome. Gene Ontology annotation, biological process: nucleosome assembly. NCBI's taxonomy places the organism in Eukaryota, Metazoa, Chordata, Mammalia, Artiodactyla, Cervidae. The record is from RefSeq and is a predicted model, not a curated record. The coding region runs from base 74 to 733 and encodes 219 amino acids.
AGCGGCGCGGCCCGAGUCCCGGUCAGUACCUCUGUUUCCGGCUCGAAUUGCUCUACCCACGCCCGCCUUCAACAUGUCCGAGACUGCGCCCGCCGCGCCCGCUGCUCCGGCCCCCGCCGAGAAGACGCCUGUGAAAAAGAAGGCCCGCAAGGCUGCAGGUGCCGCGAAGCGCAAGGCGUCCGGGCCCCCGGUGUCCGAGCUCAUCACCAAGGCUGUCGCCGCCUCCAAGGAGCGCAGUGGCGUGUCUUUGGCUGCGCUCAAAAAGGCACUGGCCGCCGCCGGCUACGAUGUGGAGAAGAACAACAGCCGCAUCAAGCUGGGUCUCAAGAGCCUGGUGAGCAAGGGCACUCUGGUGCAGACCAAGGGCACCGGGGCUUCCGGCUCUUUCAAGCUCAACAAGAAGGCGGCCACCGGGGAGGCCAAGCCCAAAGCCAAGAAGACGGGUGCGGCCAAGCCCAAGAAGCCCGCAGGAGCAGCUAAGAAGCCGAAGAAGGCCACUGGGGCGGCAACCCCCAAGAAGAGCGCCAAGAAGACCCCAAAGAAGGCGAAGAAGCCUGCUGCGGCUGCAGGAGCCAAAAAAGCGAAGAGUCCGAAGAAAGCGAAAGCAGCCAAGCCGAAGAAGGCGCCCAAGAGUCCAGCGAAGGCCAAAGCGGUGAAACCCAAGGCGGCUAAGCCAAAGACCGCCAAACCUAAGGCAGCCAAGCCAAAGAAGGCGGCGGCCAAGAAGAAAUAGGAAGUUCCUUUGGCCCACGGCUUCGAAGCUCGACACAACCCAAAGGCUCUUUUCAGAGCCACCCAAAGAUCUCAGGAAAAGAGCUGUUGCACACUGAAGGGGGCGUGGCUGGGCGGAAGAGGCGGCAAGUGGAGGGCGGGCCUCGCUGUGAUGGGAGGUGGGUCUUAACAGUAGGGUUUCCUUUAUGUAGAGGGUAGUACUAGCAAACCGCGGAGUUGGACGAGGUAAUCGGUUUGCGCCCAA